CCGCGGGCUGUGGCGAGCGGGCCGCGCCAUGGCGGCGGAUGGCGGGGGGGGGCGGGAGCUGCUCGCCCUCAUCCACCAGCACCUGCUGCGCGGCGGCUUCGCGCGGGCGGCGCGGGAGCUGCAGGCGCAGACCGGACAGAAACUGCUCCCUUCCCUCGCGGCCUCUCUCGAGGACAUCUUUACCCACUGGGAAAAAACUCCAUCGAAUUCCAGGAGAAGAAAGGUGAGUGAUGAGGAAGCAACCAUCCCAGAGAAGAUCCGAGUUCCUGAUCCUGUGAGCAGCUCUGAGAGCUCAGAGAAAGAAGAGGAUGAGAAGGAGAAGACGAAAGCAGCAAAUGCAGCCAGCCUUCCCCUGGCCACCAACUCAGGAGUGGAUGUAGAAAGCAGUGAAGAUGAUGACUCCUCGUCAGAAGAGGAGACAGCAGCUGGAACGGGCACGGUUAUGGUGACACCAGCUGUGGUGAGUGGCAAAGCUGCCAACUCUCUGCAUUCUCCCAGCACCCCCCCUGCCCCUGCAGCUGGCCGAGCAGCGGUGCUCCCUGCAGCCAGCAGAACUGCGCUCCCCAACAAGCAGCAGCCUGUAGCUCCUGGGAAGCCCAGCCAUGCUGCACCAGCCACAGCCACAGCAGGGCACAGCAAAGCAGCAGCAACAACCAAAGCACCACAGAGCUCCUCCAGCAGCAGCAGCUCCUCGUCAGAGAGUGAGGAGGAAAAAGAGACACCAGUUGCGAAGGCCCCAGCCCCCAGAGCGGAGCCAAAGCAGGCAGCUGUGGCAGCUGAGAGCAGCAGUGAGGAAUCAAGUGAUGAGACAUCCUCCGAGGAGGAGCUUCCACCUCCAGUGGUCCAGGCAAAACCAGCUGUGAAAACAGCUCAGGCAAAUAUAACACCUGUGAAAAGUGCACCUGCUGCUCCCAUGCCCCUCAAGAAGAAUGCAGCGAGGCAAACAAAUGCAGCGACACCAAACCAAGCCAAACCCACAUCCACAACGGUUCCAGGGACUGCAAAGGCCAGUGACACGUCGGAGAGCAGCGACUCGUCAGGCAGCGACGAUGAGGAGCCACCACCACUGACCCAAACAAAGCCACCUCCAAAACCCUCCCAGGCCAUCCCAUCCCUAAUGAAACCAACGCCAGCAGCAUCCCUCUCCAGCAAAGCAGCUCCAGCAAAAGCAGUUGCAGCGUCCCAGGGGAAGGCAGCCCCACAGCCAGCAGUGCUGAAGCAGGCCAAAAGCACGCUGGGAAGGACUGCUGCUCCCACAAAGCCUGCCGAAAGCACGAAGCCAGCUGAGAGCUCUGACUCCUCAGACAGCGAAGAGGAGGAUCUCCCUGUUCCUGUCAGCCAGAAGAGGUUAACUGAACAGCCUGGGCCUGUUUCCAACCUGAGCCAGGCUGCUAAAGCUGGGCUGCCUGAAAAAGCAGCAGGAAACGCCUUGAAAAGCCAGGUCUCAGAAAGUGAGAGCAGUGACUCGUCUGACAGUGAAGAGGAGCCUCCUGCAGCACAGCCACGGCCUCCACAAGCUGUGAAAACCAAUGCUGUGCUUCAGCCAGCAAACACAAGGAAGGCACCAGCUGCAGCACCAGCCCCUCUAGCUGUGGACAGCAGCGAGGACUCCAGCGAGGAGUCAGAUUCAGAGGAGGAAAUAGUGCCCCCUUCUCAGAGUGUGGCCCAGCAGAAGGGCCGAGCAGCCCAGGCCCUGUCACCCGGGAAGGGGCCACGUGCCCCUGCUGUGCCACCGGCCAGCACCGAGGUUUCCGCUCUUCCUGGCCUAAAGCAAACGGUUCCAGUGGGAAAAACUCCUCCAUCCAGUGCUGCUGCCCCACUCCCAGGGCUGCCUGCUGCCAGGCCAAAGCCCAGCCUGGUGCCCACGCAGGAGGCUCAUCCCAGCCAGGCAGAGAUCACCUCAGACAGCAGCAGUUCCUCAGACAGCGAGGAGGAGGAGGAGACGCCCAAACAGCCCCCCAAACCUGCAGGCUUGCUGCAGAAACCAGGAGGGACAGAGCCAGCCCACAGCACCUCCUCGGAUUCCAGUGAGGAGGAGGAGGCAGCGUCACAGUCCCUCCUCACAGGCUACCUGGGCCCCUGCACGACUGCAGCAGCAGCACCUCAAGCACCAAAGACGGUUCCCCCCCAGCCUGUAGGCAAAGUGGGGCAGGGGAAAGCAGCCCCCACUAACACAAACUCCCUGGCCAAGGCCUCUGGGAAAGCGGCCGCAGCCGACAGUGACAGCAGCGACAGCAGUGACUCGGACACUGACAUCAACCAGGGAGCUGCGAACCACAGAGCAGAAAACAACCUCCCACCAGGGCAGGAAGCCACGGGAGCCUCCAACAAAGAGAAAGUGGCAGGAAAAACGGACCCAGGUCAUGGCAGCCUCAAGCCACUGAAGAAGGCCCCGGCUGUGAGGGAGAAUGAUGUUGGGGCUAAAGGGGGGCAGGUGAACACGGCAGCGAGCGCACCCCUCUCCAUCCCACAGCCAGAGCAGCUGGGCUUGGGGAGUGACACCAAGGCUGCUGCUGCCAAAGUGCCUCCAGUGCAACCAGGGGAGGGGCUGGAAGUGAAGAAAAAGAAGAAGAAGGAAAAAAAAGACAAGAAGGAAAAGAAGGCGGCUUCCUCCACAGCAGACAAGGCUGUGAAAGCAUCAAAGAGCAAAGACAAGGAGAACAAGAAGCAGAAAACGUCUCAGAAGCGGAAACUGCCGGGAGAGGAUGGGGCUGUUGGGCAGCCCAAGGAGAAGAGGAGGAAAGGGCAAGCUAAUGAAGAAGCACCCAAAAAGAAGAAGAAAGCAGCUGGUGACCUGGAGAAGCUGCCAGGUGGCAAGGAAAAGAAAAAGUCAGCUAAAAAAAAAAAGACUGGAAAAGAAAAGAAGAAGAGCAAAAAGGAAGGGGAGCCUGUAGCAGAUGGCUCUGCUGAGGUUCACAAGAAGAAGAAGAAGAAGAAGAAAACAUCUGAGGCUGAAGGCUUGUGAGAAGGUACAUGGCCUGUGGGGACUGUCGGUGCCUAUAAGCAGCGCUGGCCGGGGCCACGUUCCGUCCUCCUGGGCCAGCCCUGGGAAGCCAGCGUGCCCUCAGAGCCAGCCUGGCCCGGGCUGAGCAGGCCAGGGAGCACAGUGGCGUCAGGAAGGUCAUGCAGCAGGCUGCUGGCUUCUCUGGAUGUGUCUGACCUCGACUCUGUAGCUGCUGAGAACUGGAGCUGUGCAGCGUGGCCGGGGCAGCGUCUGUGCCUCUUGCCGGCACGGGGAGCUCGCAGCAGGGCUGUGCAUUGUGGCUGAUGGUGCUGGAAGUGGACCAGAUGACUGUGCCCUUGCUCUGCCCGGCUGCAAGGCCCAUCUCCUCCUCCCCACCCCUAACUCUUAACUCCUCUCCCCUAAGGUACCGCAGCCCUGUGAGUAAGGAGUUAUGGGUGAAGAUAAACAGAAGAGAGGAAAAGGAAGCUCGGCAGGACAGUUCCAACAGUUGGUUUUGUUUUAGAUAAUAAUUUAUAACUCCUUUUAACUGUGACUCCUUAGAGCAGAGCAGUGUAACUUUGGGCUUCUCCUGCCCUGGAGGGCCCCUCCGGCCACUCACCCCUGGCACACACUGAACUGGAGGAGGCAGUUUGGCCAGAGAAGAGCCAGCCUGCACACACUGCUUUCCACCCAGCCAUCUCUUCUCUUUCUCAUCACAGAGCUAUAUUUUUGAGAAACUUACACCCUUUGUUGUUUUCCUCUCCUUCCCCCUCUCCUGUGAGUUGUGGUGUCAGUCCUUUUGCUACUACGGACAAGAGCUCUGGGGUGUCCGCUCAGUGUGCCGCUGAGGGCAGUGGUGUGGUGGCCCUGGCGUUGCACUGAACGGUUGUGCCCAGCAGCUGUUCUCAGCUGAGCUGCUGCUGGGUUUGGGGGGUUUUUUAUGGAAUACAAAAUAAAAUCUAAA
Messenger RNA from Colius striatus (speckled mousebird), 3908 nucleotides. RefSeq names its product treacle ribosome biogenesis factor 1 (gene TCOF1). Gene Ontology annotation, molecular function: protein binding. The transcript is spliced from 17 exons. NCBI's taxonomy places the organism in Eukaryota, Metazoa, Chordata, Aves, Coliiformes, Coliidae. The record is from RefSeq and is a predicted model, not a curated record. The coding region runs from base 29 to 2965 and encodes 978 amino acids.